Tauraco erythrolophus (red-crested turaco) is the source of this 1242-nucleotide messenger RNA. It is a transcript of the gene PRSS35, whose product is annotated as serine protease 35. NCBI's taxonomy places the organism in Eukaryota, Metazoa, Chordata, Aves, Musophagiformes, Musophagidae. Gene Ontology annotation, biological process: proteolysis. Gene Ontology annotation, molecular function: serine-type endopeptidase activity. The record is from RefSeq and is a predicted model, not a curated record.
AUGGAGCACAUGUUACUGCUAUUCAUAUGUUUCAUACCUAUAUUGGGUCCCACUACUGGAACAGAAACUGAACAAGAUUUUACUUGGCACUUAAAGAAGAUUCCCCAGAUUGUGAGCGAAAGGACUUUCUCCCUUGACAGCCCUAAAUUUGAAGCAAAAACCAAAUUAGAGCUGAACAGUGUAUGUGGAAUUGAAUGUCAAAGGAAAUUGCCAGUACCGAGCUUGUCUGACUUGAAGGACCUCUUAUCCUAUGAGACUGUUUUUGAAAACGGCACAAGGAUCCUGACUGAAGUGAAUGUCCUCGGACUAGCGCUUGAUCCAGCUGGAAACACAACCACGCGAAGGUCUUCGAGAAAGAAGAGGCAGAUAUAUGGAACAGAUAGCAGGUUCAGCAUCUAUGACAAGCGAUUUAUGACCAACUUUCCGUUCAACACAGCUGUGAAGGUCUCCACUGGCUGUAGUGGCAUUCUCAUAUCCCCCAAGCACGUGCUAACAGCUGCCCACUGUCUCCACAACGGCAAAGAUUACGUUAAGGGCAGCAAAAGACUGAGGGUGGGCCUAAUGAAGACAAAAUCCAGAGGUGACGGCAGGAAACGCAAAGGUGCUAAAAGAAGUAGGAGAGAAGUUUCUGCGGCCCAAGAGGAUCCCAAAGUUGCCACAGAACUAAGGCGACAAUCCAAAGGUGGUGGGAGAAAGCAGAGGAGAUCUGGGAGGAAGCAGGAGACCUCAGAUGGCAUGCCCUCCUUCCAGUGGACCAGGGUGAAGAGUACCCAUAUCCCAAAAGGCUGGUUCAAAGGUGUCUCUGAGGAUAUUGCCCUGGAUUAUGAUUAUGCUGUUCUUGAGCUCAAGCGUCCCCACAAAAGGAAAUAUAUGGAGCUGGGAAUCAGCCCAACAAUCAAAAUGAUGCCUGGGAGCAUGAUCCAUUUCUCAGGUUUUGACAAUGAUCGAUCUGGACAACUGGUCUAUAGAUUUUGUAGCAUUUCUGAUGAGUCCAAUGAUCUCUUUUAUCAGUACUGUGAUGCUGAGCCCGGCUCCACUGGUUCUGGUGUCUAUCUUCGUCUUAAGGAGCCAAACAAAAAGAAGUGGAAACGCAAGAUCAUCGCUGUUUACUCAGGCCAUCAGUGGGUGGAUGUCAAUGGUGAACAGCAGGAUUACAAUGUAGCAGUAAGAAUUACUCCUCUCAAAUAUGCCCAAAUUUGCUUCUGGAUACAUGGGAAUGAUGAGAAUUGCACACAAGGCUGA